Molecule: messenger RNA, 1740 nt
Organism: Gambusia affinis (western mosquitofish)
Lineage: Eukaryota; Metazoa; Chordata; Actinopteri; Cyprinodontiformes; Poeciliidae
Product: E3 ubiquitin-protein ligase TRIM35-like
Exons: 2
Coding region: 111-1271 (386 amino acids)
Molecular function (GO): protein binding; zinc ion binding
Source: RefSeq, a predicted model, not a curated record
GACACAAACACUGUCAGAUUCCUCUGAGCGACUCCAAAUGCAGGACAGAGAAAACUUUUCUGCUCUUAGCCGUUCAAACUCCACAUGCUGACGCUUCGGUAGAUGACUAAAUGGCUGACAGGUCAAAGGAGGCUCUGUGCAGUCUGCACUCUGAGAAACUCAAACUCUUCUGUCUGCACCACGAGCAGCCAGUGUGUCACAUCUGCAGAGACUCGGCGAGGCACAUCAACCACAGGAUCAGGCCCAUCGAGGAGGCGGCGCAGAGGAAACGGAGGGAACUGCGGGAAAAUCUGGAACCCAUAAAGAAGAGGCUGACGCUCGGGAAGAAAGCUAGAGACGAGUUUGAUCGGACGGCAGAACAUAUUAAGUUCCAGGCCAGGCACACGGAGAGGCGGAUUAAGGAGCAGUUCAAGAAGCUUCGGCGGUUUCUUGCAGAGGAAGAGGAGGACAGGCUGGCAGCACUGAGGGAGGAAGAGGAGCAGAAGAGUGGAAUGAUGAAAAGGAAGAUAGAGGCUCUGAGCAGAGAGAUAGCCGCACUUUCGGACAAGGUCAGAGACAUAGAAGAGGAGCUGGGAGAAGAAGACGUCCUUUUCCUUUGCCACUACAGGGCAACAGCGGACAGAGUGAAGCGCUGCCCCCUGCUGGAGGUUCCACUGCUGCCCUCAGGAGUUCUGGUAGACCAGGCCAAACACCGGGGCAACCUGGCCUUCAGCAUCUGGAGCAACAUGAGGGACAUUGUCUGCUACACGCCUCUCGUCCUGGACCCAAACACGGCUGAUGUCGACGUCAAGCUGUCUAAGGACCUGAGCGGCCUGAGACUGGGAGAGAAGCAGGAUCUUCCUGACAACCCAGAGAGGAUCAACGGCUGGUCGUCCGUCCUGAGUUCCACGGCCUUCGACUCGGGGAGUCACAGCUGGGACGUGGACGUUGGAGACAGCUCGUUCUGGACCCUCGGUGUGUUAGCGGAGUCGGUUCAGAGGGAAGGAGAGACCCGGUCCGGACUUUUUGUUGUGGGGUUCUUUGAAGGCGAAUACAAAGCACGGUCGCCGCCGGCUCCUCCCACUACGCUCCCAGUACAGAGGACGCUCCGCAGGAUAAGAGUGAAUCUGGACUGGGACAAAGGCAGGCUGUCGUUCUUUGAUCUGGACACUUACACACACGUGCACACUUUUACACACAUGUUCACCGAGAGGAUGUUUCCGUUCUUUAUCUCGACUGAAAUGAGAAUCCUACCGAUGAAGGUUUCUGUCAUAAAGCAGCAACUCUACUGAAAAAUUACAUCUUCCUGGUUUUAAUAUCAGGCAAUUAAUACUGCAGAUCGCAAAUAUUCAUGUUUGCACAACAGUUUUGAUUCAAUUCAGUACAAUCAAACCACUUUAUCCCAAAUGGAUGUAAUCACAACUCAUGCUAUCCGAAUUUGAAAAGGGAUUUUAAAAACCGAUUCCUAAAAACUAGAUUUCCUCUUGGAAUCUGUGAAGAAAAGAAAAUACUCACUGCGACCUCCUCCUGAGCGUAUUUGUGCCUGUGGGAGUGGGCAGCUGCUAAAUGUUCUACCUUUGUGACAAAUUUAGAAAAACAUGAAGACGAUUCGGGAGAGAAUUAUUAUCUUUGAGCAUCAAUCAGAGGGCGACUUCAUUUCUUUUUGUUUCCUCAGUCAAAUGUUGUUUGAACAUCAGAGACUUUUCUGCGCAAUCAGAGCGAUCAGUUCCCUGCUACCACAAUAAACCAGGUAAUACUUCC